AUGGUCAGCGUACGGGCUCUCCUCCUCGCGGCCACUUGCUGCUGCGCCUACCUGUGGCUCGCUGGUGCAGAGGACUCCUCGCUGGAGACGCGCUCGAUGGAUUUCCCGCUGAAAAGCCAACAGGAGAAAGACCUGAUUGACGCGUUGCAAGAAGUUCUGGAGAAGCUGAGGAGCAAGGAGAUGCCCCUAGAGAAAAAGCUUGGCUGGUUGCCUUCGUGUGACGCAGGGGAGCCCUGUGCCGUGCGUAAAGGCGCGCGUAUUGGCACGCUGUGCAGCUGUCCCCGGGGGACUUCCUGUAACUUUUAUGUUCUUAAAUGUUUGUGA
This is a messenger RNA of Seriola dumerili (greater amberjack), 324 nucleotides long. RefSeq names its product cocaine- and amphetamine-regulated transcript protein-like. Gene Ontology annotation, molecular function: neuropeptide hormone activity. The record is from RefSeq and is a predicted model, not a curated record. NCBI's taxonomy places the organism in Eukaryota, Metazoa, Chordata, Actinopteri, Carangiformes, Carangidae. The transcript has 3 exons. Bases 1 to 324 code for a protein of 107 amino acids. Gene Ontology annotation, biological process: adult feeding behavior; positive regulation of MAPK cascade; negative regulation of appetite.